This is a messenger RNA of Electrophorus electricus (electric eel), 3663 nucleotides long. NCBI's taxonomy places the organism in Eukaryota, Metazoa, Chordata, Actinopteri, Gymnotiformes, Gymnotidae. The record is from RefSeq and is a predicted model, not a curated record.
AUGGUCGAUGCUGAAAAUGAAGUCCUUCCCCUGCCUCCAAGCUACAGGUUGGAGGAUUUGUUCUUUGGCGACCAGACAUGGCAAAACAAUAACAAAGUUCAGGUUGAACUCUGUACCAAUGAGAACACUUUAAAAGAAAGACUCAAGUUGUUCUUCAUCAAAAAUCAAAGAUCAAGUCUCAGAGUACAGUUGUUCCACUUCUCACUCAAGCUGUUAAGCUGCAUUUUGUAUAUAUAUCGGGUGUUGGAAGACUCUGCCCAAGAAUACACAUGGGCUCCAAUAAUUUGGGUGAAACGUAAUAGAUACUUAUGGGCCUUGCAGGUUGUUGUUGCAGUCGUAUGUCUGUGUGAGACAAUUCUGCUAACCUACCUCAGUUACAAGGGAAAUCUAUUGGAACGGAUACUUAGAAUAACAUUUGUCCUGGAGAUUAUAAACACGGUGCCAUUUCUGAUAACGCUUCUAUAUAGUCCCCUCCAGUACCUCUUCAUCCCUGUGUUCCUCAACUGCUGGCUGGCCAAACAUACACUGGAGAACAUGAUUAAUGACUUCCAUCGUGCCAUACAGAGGACGCAGUCAGCCAUGUUCAACCAGGUCCUCAUCCUGAUCUCCACGCUCCUCUGCCUCAUAUUCACCUGCAUCUGUGGUAUCCAGCACCUGGAGCGUGCUGGGCAGAAUCUGAACUUAUUUGACUCCAUCUACUUCUGCAUCGUGACAUUUUCGACAGUGGGCUAUGGAGAUGUCUACCCCCAGAUCUGGCCCUCCAAACUGCUUGUGGUCAUCAUGAUAUUCGUAGCCCUUGUGGUGCUUCCAGCCCAGUUUGAGCAGCUGGCCUACCUAUGGAUGGAACGUGAGAAGUCAGGAGGGAACUAUAGCCGGCACCGAGCUGAGAAAGAGAAGCACGUGGUGCUAUGUGUCAGCUCUCUCAAAAUUGAACUGCUCAUGGACUUCCUCAAUGAGUUCUAUGCCCACCCCAGGCUCCAGGACCACUACGUCAUCAUCCUAUGCCCAACUGAGAUGGACACUCAAGUGCGGCGGGUGCUCCGGAUCCCCCUGUGGUCUCAGAGGGUCAUCUACCUGCAAGGCUCUGCCCUCAAAGACCAAGACCUCUUCAGGUCCAAGCUGGACAAUGCUGAAGCAUGCUUCAUUCUGAGCAGUCGUUGCGAGGUCGACCGCACUGCAGCAGACCACCAGACCAUUCUGCGGGCCUGGGCAGUGAAUGACUUCGCCCCGAAUUGCCCGCUUUAUGUCCAAAUCCUAAAACCGGAGAACAAAUUUCAUGUGAAAUUUGCAGAUCACGUGGUUUGUGAAGAGGAGUUUAAGUAUGCCAUGCUGGCACUAAACUGUAUCUGCCCUGCAAGCUCUACCCUAAUCACACUUCUAGUGCACACUUCAGAGGGCCUGGAAGGCCAGGAGUCUCCAGAGCAGUGGCACAGAAUUUAUGGGAAGUGUUCAGGCAAUGAAGUGUACAACAUUGUCCUGAAAGACAGUGUCUUCUUCUCUGAGUAUGAGGGCAAGAGCUUCACUUACGCCUCCUUCCAUACACAGAAAAAAUAUGGUGUUUGUCUUAUUGGAAUAAGGCGCAAAGAGAGCAAGAGCAUCCUCCUCAACCCUGGACGCCAGUACAUUAUGAAUGGCUCAGACAUGUGCUUCUUCAUCAACCUCACCAAAGAAGAGAACUCAACAUUCAAAUCUAAGGGAGAGCACUGCAAAAGAAGCUUUAGAAUACGCCUUCCAGUCCAAAGCAUUGUGGCUAGCAUGGGAACUGCCAUAGAUCUGCAGGACAUGAGCAGCAGACCCAGCAGAAGUGCCAGCCUCUGCGUGCCAAAUGAAUCCACCAACUCUGACAGUAGGAGACCGAGCAUCGCCCCUGUCCUGGAAGUGCCUACCUUCCCCCAUCUCCAAGCCUGUGAUCUUUCAAGUGAGCUGCCCAGAGACAAAUCCACAAAUGAAGAGACAUUGUCUGCUUUCUUUGUUUGUGACAGAUGCAUCAUAGGGUAUCCCCCAAAUUUACCCUACAUUGGAAGCUCACAGACACUUUGCCAUUUGUUGAAAGAGAAAUUGCCUUAUUGCUGCCUGCAACUGGACAAGGGCUGCCUGCACAACCAAUGUGAGGAUGCCAAGGCAUACAACUUCAGGAACAGGCCAAUCAUCGUGUCGGCGGAGACAGCAGGCAACGGCUUAUACAACUUUAUUGUGCCUCUGAGAGCCUCAUACAGACCCAAAGAGGAGCUGAACCCCAUCGUGCUGCUUCUAGACAACCCGCCUGAUCCACAAUUUCUUGAGACCAUCUGCUGGUUCCCAAUGGUUUAUUGCAUGGUUGGAUCAAUGGAUAAUCUGGAUGACCUGCUGCGCUGCGGUGUCUCUUUUGCGGCCAAUAUGGUGGUGGUGGAUAAGGAGAGCACGAUGUGUGCUGAGGAGGAUUACAUGGCCGACGCCAAAACCAUCGUCAACGUUCAAACACUCUUCAGGUUAUUCUCAGGCCUCAGCAUUAUCACAGAGCUCACCCAUCCAGCCAAUAUGAGAUUCAUGCAGUUCAGAGCAAAAGACUGUUACUCUCUGGCCCUCUCUAAAUUGGAAAAGAAGGAGAAAAGGAAGGGCUCCAACUUGGCCUUCAUGUUUCGUCUGCCAUUUGCGGCUGGAAGGGUAUUUAGCAUCGGCAUGCUAGACACUCUCCUCUACCAGUCUUUUGUGAAGGACUAUGUGAUAACCAUCACCAGACUGUUGCUUGGUCUUGACACAACGCCAGGAUCUGGCUUCUUAUGCUCAAUGAGGAUCUCUGAGGAGGAUCUGUGGAUACGGACAUAUGGCAGACUGUACCAAAAGCUUUGCUCCACAGUGGGGGACAUUCCUAUCGGUAUCUACAGGACCAAGUUGCAGAUGGCUGAACAACUUGAGCCCUCUUACUCCCAGCUAUCAGUGAACACUGGCCCCGAGGAUGCAAGAAGGCCUCUCCACUCCCCCUCGUCAGACAGCAGGCAUAGGAAGGGUGUGCAGUGGGCACGGCGCCUUAGCCACGUGGGCCCCUGGCACGCUGGCCACAGUGGGGAAAGAGCUGGACAGCGGGGACCCAGCCCAGUGCGACAGCCAUGCUCUGAGUUGCAGGAACUGGACCAACUGGUCAAGAAGCGAAUGCAGAACCUGGGACUCUUUGCUCUCAAUUUAGAUGAGAUGAAUGGUAAUCACAAUAGCCACUCGUACGUCUUAAUCAACCCACCACCAGACACAAGACUGGAGGUCCAUGACAUUGUAUACAUCAUUCGUGAGAGUCCACUUUUGUUUGUGUCAAAGGACGUGGACAGCCGGAAGAGCAGCGCAGGGAAAAGAUCGUGUGAACAGCAGGAAUCCACAACAGGGGAGGAUGCCACUGGACUAUUUUUGGGGGGCCCUGGGUAUGGUCCGGGGUCGGACUCCGCGGAGUCCUACAGACCCCUGCCAGACAACAAGGAUCGGCACUCGGAAGUGAACUCCGCUGGGUCCUACGACCCCUACAUGGACUACUACGAGGAUUACGCAGAUUAUGGCGAUAGAGGGGAGUGCAGCGAUGUAUGUGGAGGUGGAGGAGGUCCUUUAUACCCUCCCACUCCCAGUGACGUUCAGUCUGCCAUCUCCAAGAAAGACGAAAAAAAAAAAGAAAAGAGGAAACGUAUUUGGCGAAGUAUAUAG